Molecule: messenger RNA, 1459 nt
Organism: Myodes glareolus (Bank vole)
Lineage: Eukaryota; Metazoa; Chordata; Mammalia; Rodentia; Cricetidae
Gene: Lhfpl1
Product: LHFPL tetraspan subfamily member 1
Cellular component (GO): membrane
Source: RefSeq, a predicted model, not a curated record
GUAAGGGAGUGAGAGCUGAGAGCUUAGUGCCCGCUGAGCUGGUUUCUACUUCAAGUGUCUGCAUGUCAGAGGCUGAGUUUGAAGCCUCCAGCGUAGCUGGAGUUAAUUCCCAUUACACUGGACUCCGCCCCUCUCUCCCAAAGGUACAGCUAGGUUUUCAGGCGGCACUGCAAAGAGCAACUGGGAUUCCCAUCCCUGUCUGACAAGCUGUGAGGAGAAGUUUUAUUUUUUUUUCUUUCUUCUCAAAUCUGAACCAGAAGAAAGGGAACAAGUCAAUCAGCCUUCAUGGUUCGAAGCCUAGCGACCAUAGAACUCUGAACCAUAGAACUCAGAAGGAAAGGAUGAUGGAAAGCAAUAUCCCACAAAGACUCAAAGGACACUUGAGAGAAUGAUCUCUUCCAGAAGCAAGAGCCACAUGGCACACCUGUGAGCCCCAGAACCUGCCAACCUGAUGAAAACAGGCCAGUGGAGCCUACAUCGUGACUUUUUGCUUUUGCUGCUGUGAAUCAUCUCGUCUUCCCAUCCUUUCAGAGAAACCUGAGAGCAUGAGGAGCAGCCUCACCCUGGUAGGCACCUUCUGGGCCUUCCUGUCCCUAGUUACUGCUGUGGCGAGUUCUACCAGUUACUUCCUUCCUUAUUGGCUGUUUGGAUCACAGCUAGGGAAGCCAGUCUCUUUCAGCACCUUCAGGAGAUGCAACUAUCCUGUGCGGGGAGACGGGCACAAUCUGAUCAUGGUGGAAGAAUGUGGGCGCUAUGCCAGCUUCACUGCCAUCCCAAGCCUGGCAUGGCAGAUGUGUACAGUGGUGACAGGUGCUGGCUGUGCGCUGUUACUCCUGGUAGCAAUGGCUGCUGUCUUAGGAUGCUGCAUGGAGGAACUCAUCUCUAGAAUGAUGGGGCGUUGCAUGGGAGCUGCACAGUUUGUAGGAGGGCUGCUGAUAAGCUCAGGCUGUGCACUAUAUCCUUUAGGAUGGAACAGUCCGGAGGUAAUGCAAACAUGUGGAAAUGUCUCCAAUCAAUUUCAGUUAGGUACCUGUAGACUUGGCUGGGCCUAUUACUGUGCUGGGGGCGGAGCUGCUGCAGCCAUGUUGAUUUGUACCUGGCUCUCUUGUUUUGCUGGAAGAAAUCCCAAGCCAGUCAUGUUGGUGGAGAAUAUCAUGAGGAAUACCAAUUCUUACGCUGUGGAACUUGAUCACUGUCUCAAACCUUAAGCCUUGAAGAAGAUCGUCCGAAGAGGGUGGGAAUGGGAGGGAAACAAGCCCUGAGAAGAGGUACUAUGCUAAGACAGUCAUCUACUGGUAGGGUAGCCUAGUGCUUGCACGCUUUGUAACCACUUGUCAUUCAUUUUCACGUCCCCAUAAAGCUCUAAGUCCAUACCUAUUUAUACAAUUCAUCGGGCACAAUGAUGCUCUCAAAUAUUCAUUGGGCAGAGUUUCCACUGACCACCCAAGUCCCAUUGAGA